UGGUGUGCGAGCCACCCGAGACCACAACCCACUCCUCCCACGAUCCCGGGGCAGAGAGAGAGGCAGAGCCGAGCCGGGGCAGCCCAGGCACUCAUGGACAGGAUGAUGCUGCUGCAGGGUGCUGCUUACUGCUGCUGCAACCAGUGGCUGGGGGCAGUCAUCCUGAGCGUCUGCUGCCUCCUGCCCUCCUGCCUCCCAGCCGCACAGAGCAUGGACUUCCCGUGGCCGGCAGUGGACAACCUGGUGGUCAGACAAGGAGAGACAGCCAUGCUUAGGUGUUUCUUGGAAGACGGAGCAUCGAAAGGAGCCUGGCUAAAUCGGUCAAGUAUCAUUUUUGCGGGGACUGACAAAUGGUCCGUGGACCCAAGAGUGUCGAUCGCGACGUCGCCCACGAAAAAGGAGUACAGUCUACGGAUACAAAAAGUGGACGUUUCGGACGACGGGCCGUAUACAUGCUCCGUACAAACCGAACACAGCCCUCGGACAAUGCAGGUCCACCUCACUGUCCAUGUUUCUCCAAAGAUUUACGACAUUUCCUCUGACAUGGUCGUCAAUGAAGGAACAAACGUAUCAUUACUGUGCUUGGCCACCGGGAAACCAGAACCGUCCAUAUCAUGGAGACACAUCUCUCCGUCCGCCAAGCCGUUUGGCAGUGGACAGUAUCUGGAUAUUUACGGCAUAACGAGGGACCAGGCCGGUUACUACGAGUGCUCUGCGGAAAACUCUGUGUCCUUUCCUGACGUAAAGAAAGUUAGCGUCACCGUCAACUUCCCUCCCACUAUUCUGGAAAUUACGCCCACAGGGGUGUCGUUGGGAAAAUCUGGAUUAAUCAGAUGCGAAACAGCAGCAUAUCCGCACCCAGCAUUCGAAUGGUACAAAGGAGAGAGAAAACUCACAAACGGACAAAGAGGCAUAACUAUAAAGAAUUAUAAUUUGCGAUCCAUUCUCACUGUCUCCAAUAUAACAGAGGAACAUUUCGGCAACUAUACCUGCGUAGCGAUUAACAAGCUUGGAAGCAGCAAUGGCAGCCUUCUCCUCAACCAAAUUAUUGAGCCUUCCACCUCUAGUCCUGUCACAAGCUCAGCUCCAAGCACAGCCCAAUACGGAAUCACGGGGAGAGCGGAAGUCUUGUUUUCCUGCUGGUACCUCGUCUUGGCUUUGUCCUCCUUUACCAGCGUAAUGUAUGUGAAGAACAUCAUUACACAAUAAACAUAAAGAACCAUAACAGGCUUUAAAGAUUUUUUUUCCGGAAGCGCUGACGACAGGAUGCAAUCUGGCGCUGUACGUUCGAAGCGGUGCGGGAGACAACCGGCAGCGCUUACACGGCGACGAUCGGCAUUUGUAGAAUUGCUUAUUAUGUAAAUACCUUCUUUUUUUUUUUCCUCCUUCUUUGAUUAGCUGCAUUGAGUUGUGGAAGCAGUAUACAUCGUCCUUUUUUUAAAAAAGAAAAACGUGAAAGCUCUGAAAUUACUUUUAGGAGGGAUAUAAAUUUGUUCGUAAUCCGUAACUUUUGAGCUACGGGGGUUGCUGCGGUUUACAAAAAAAAUAAUGUAAAAAAAAUCAAGAAUAAUAAAAAAAAAAAUAUCAGAUAUUAUUAUUCUACGCUUUAAACCUCCCCGGGGCAUACGUUGGGUUGUGUUUCCUAAAUAAGAUUUUGAACUCAUGUGUAUCAAACAUUUCCACCAUUUUUAUUACAAGAAUAUUGCCUUCAAAAGAUAAUUCCUGUUACAUUUCAGAUACAUCUUCUGCAAGUUUAAUAUUUGGAUUUAUCGAUAUUUUAGAAAUUCCGAUUUAAAUUAAAAAAUUUGAAUUUUUACUUGAUGUGUUACGCAUGGGUGUGCCUUCAUAAAGUUUUAAUAAUUUUGUUUAAUUAUUAUUAUUAUUAUUAAUUAUAAUAAAAUGGAUUUUCCUAGGUUAUUGGGUCAAAAAAAAAUAUUUCAAAUUUGAAAAACACUAAUUUAAAACGUGCAGAUCAUAUUUUUAGCAAUUCAUGUCAUGUUCCCGCGCAAGUGUGAAAGACUUCUAUGUUUGCUAAUGAAAAUGUCCGUACCUCGAACAGUAUUUCAAAGCCGUGUUCUCAUCCCAUGCAGAGAACACGCGUGUGCAGAUAAUGUAACAUUCUUUUGUUGGCAGAAAACGACACCCAAUAAAAAAAAAUGUUAAAAAAAAAAUGCAAUAGCGUCUCCUGCUGAGUCUUGGCAGGAAUUUUUUUUUAUUUUUUUCAAAUUCCCUAAUUAUAGCACAAUUCUCACGUGUGUUUUUUUGUGAUUUCAGAGCUAUUUCUCUUCAAAAGUAUUAUUCAAAGUUCUAAAAAAAUUAAAAUGUUGUGCAGAUGAGAACGUGACAAUCCAUUCCAUCAUCCAUCCGAAAAAUUCAUCGAAUCUGUAUUGUUUUGCACUUGAUUUUGUACUGAAUUUGUGAAACUAGCUGAAAUAGUCAAGAAAAAAAAGUGGAUAUAUUUGGAAAUGGGUCUACUCAGCGGAAAAUAAAAUUCUGGUAAAAAU
Spea bombifrons (plains spadefoot toad) is the source of this 2504-nucleotide messenger RNA. It is a transcript of the gene NEGR1, whose product is annotated as neuronal growth regulator 1. The transcript is spliced from 8 exons. Lineage: Eukaryota; Metazoa; Chordata; Amphibia; Anura; Pelobatidae. Gene Ontology annotation, cellular component: neuron projection. The record is from RefSeq and is a predicted model, not a curated record. Bases 94 to 1209 code for a protein of 371 amino acids.